AGCAGUUUUUGGUGCUUCUAUAAGCAGCUAAACUGAGUGGGAAGUUGCAAAACUAUUAAUUUAACUAAAGUAGAUAUUAAAAGCCAGUUAUGCAAGUUUUAUGUAGAUAUAUAUGGAAGUCUUACAGCCAGUAGACUGUACAGGGUACACUAGUGUUAAUUAACCCAGUUAAUUAGAUUGUUAGAAAACACCUUAAUUUCCAUCAUGUGUCCCCAUCUCCUUUCUCAAGUGUACAGACAAGCAUAUAGAAAAAAAAUUUUAAAAAAAGAAGCUAGGGUAGCUCAGUUGGAAGGAAAAAUGAGAGGUAUGACUGAUUCUGUCCUUAUGCAAAUUCUGUCCAGUAUAUUCUGUCAUGUAAUAAAAUUUCUCUGUUAGGCCUUACUUCUUUUUCCUGUCUAGAUACUAAAAUAUAGUAUAUCCUCUUGUAAAAUGCAAUUAAUGAGUAGUAGAUAGACUGAUGUUCUUCCUUAGCAGCCCCAUGUGGAACUGAAUGCUUUGUAUUGACUUCUGGUGGUUUUUUACAAGUGUUGUGCUAAAAAAUGUUAAAGGAAACUAAAAAGUUUAUUGGUAAAUCCCUUCAGCCAGCACGACCUGUGCAUUAUCUGUCUUCUAAACAAGAAUCAGCCAUUGUGUUAAACUUCCAGACUAAAUUACCUGGCAACACUGAAGUAUGUUUGCAGAGUAAAGUUGACUGGUUAUCUGAAAUGACUGAAGUGAAGAUUUUAACUCAAACUAUGAUGCCCUGUCAACCAAACCAGCAUGAAUCAGAAGCAAAAAAAGGAAGGAUCAAAUACAGCAGGGAUUUCCUUCUGAAACUUUCAAGUGUUUCUCUCUCUCAGAAGAAGCCAGAGUUUCUUCCUGAUCAUCCUAUUGUACUUGAAAAGCCAGAAAAGGGCAGGCCUUUUAUUGACAUGUGCAAGAAGUGACAAGUUGUUUGGAAAAUGAGAAAUCCAUCAAUGAAGGAGCUACAUGUGAUGUAGAUCUUUAAGAUUUUUGAAGAUACUUGGGUGGCUGCAGAUGAAAGUAGAACCCAAUGAAAUUUAUGGAAAAGCCUAUUUCUUCCUGUAAUUGCCUGACUGCGUUAAAAGCCAAACCUUUAAUUUGUAAAGCCUGAGAUGGUAAUAACAAUUAUAGUGAAAAUAAAAAAUUCUGCAUUUUGCUGUGGCAGGA
Molecule: messenger RNA, 1170 nt
Organism: Neopsephotus bourkii (Bourke's parrot)
Lineage: Eukaryota; Metazoa; Chordata; Aves; Psittaciformes; Psittacidae
Gene: CUNH8orf88
Product: chromosome unknown C8orf88 homolog
Exons: 5
Coding region: 540-926 (128 amino acids)
Biological process (GO): negative regulation of translational initiation
Cellular component (GO): cytoplasm
Molecular function (GO): eukaryotic initiation factor 4E binding
Source: RefSeq, a predicted model, not a curated record